Molecule: messenger RNA, 1256 nt
Organism: Helianthus annuus (common sunflower)
Lineage: Eukaryota; Viridiplantae; Streptophyta; Magnoliopsida; Asterales; Asteraceae
Exons: 4
Coding region: 331-954 (207 amino acids)
Molecular function (GO): RNA binding
Source: RefSeq, a predicted model, not a curated record
AUGAAAAUAAUAAUAAAAGUAACAGGUCCUUCUUCUUCCCUAAACACCCUAACCACACUAGUCGUAUUUUAGUUCCCAAAUCCCCAAAACGAAUUACAAUAAUUUAUCAGUUCUUCAAAAUUUGUUCGUCACAAUAGUUCACUGAGCCCUUUGAAACCUUUCACGACGGGUCUCAACCAUCUCGCCGGAAAAUCAUUGCCGGUAUCGCCGCUGCUGACGUCACACCAUCACCGAUCGAACUUCCACAGAUUUACGUGCAAAUUUGGCUUCUGUAUGAACUAGCUGCUCUUUGUUCUAAAUCGAGUUGACGCAGUCUGUGUGUUGCGUGGGAUGUUGAAAAUUAUCUGGCACUAUAACUACCUAAUGGAGCCAUCGACUGAAUACGUGGCGUUUGAAGAGAAGGUGAAGAAGACGAUUUACAUCGACAACUUAUCCCCGCAGGUUACGAAAGCCGUUUUAGAAAAUGCCAUCAAUCAGUUUGGGAAUGUGAAAGACGUUCAGUUCAUUCCCACGUAUUUCGCGUCUUGCGGUGUUUGUGCUGCUUUGGUGGAGAUGGAAUCAGCCAAACAGGCUGAAGAAAUCAUUUGUGAGAUGGGUGAUUCUCCCCUUAUGAUAUCCGGAAUGCCCAGGCCCGUGAGAGCCCAAAAAGCCCAAGUUGAAAUGUUCGAGGACCGGCCCAAGAAGCAUCAGAGAACGAUUGUGUGCCGUUGGAUGGAUCCAAGUCAUCGAAACUUUGAGCUGGCUAGGAAGAUUAAGGAUCUGACGAAGAAACAUGCUGCUGAGGUUCAAUAUAUAAUGAAGCUACAACUUGAAGAAGAAGAGAAGCUGCAUAAACAGCAAAGCGAGACGCUGAAAACAAACUACAAGAAGUAUGAGCUGAUUGAUGGUGUUCAAGCAGAUGGAAAUGUGAACCGUUUGAAAGCCGAAUAUGGGAUAACGCUCAACGACCACUGAUCUGAUGCUUGGCGUAGGUAGCUUCAUAGAGUUUUGUGCAAGUGAUGGUUUAAGAGAUAUUUUAGGCUGUUUAUAUUUGUGUAUGCCGUUAGUGUGGAGGUUUUGGGAUUGAUUUUUAUAUUAUCAUUGCAUUACUAAAAUCAUCACCAUGGGGUUUGAUGCACCCCUGUUAACAUACUUUGAUGCACCAUUGUAAUGCGGUUUGGUGGACUGUUGGUAAAUUUGUGCAUAGAACUUGAUUACAACAGCACACCACGUAUUGAUUACUGGUUGUAAUGAAUUAUAUGGCUCAUCUGUGCAAA